AUGGGAGGGGAGUCCUUUGGAUUCAGGAGGGGUAGAGGUAUUGACAAUGCUGUUUUUGGGCUGAAUAAGGAGGCUCUUAGUGCUUUGGAUGGAUCGCAGAAGGUACUUGGUAUCUUUUGCGAUCUGUCCAAGGCCUAUGAUUGCGUGGAUCAUGACCUGCUUUUGUCCAAGUUGUGGCACUAUGUGGAUUGGAUGAAACGCAUAAUCCAGAGUUACAACGCGGCAGUUACUUACAUUGACGAGUUGAUUGGUGAACUGCUGCUGACACUUGAAAACGAAGGAUUAGAUAAUAAUACAAUUGUCGCACUGAUUGGAGAUCAUGGCUGGUCACUUGGAGAGCAUGGAGAGUGGUCUAAGUUCAGUAAUUAUGAGGUGGCCACUCGAGUUCCAUUCAUACUCAAGGUGCCUCAACUUCAACAAAAAGGGAAACAUCUGAAUCAGGAACAAAAAGAUCAGAAUCUAUGGAUUCAGAAACGUAAGAGUGAACAAGGUCUACUCACUGGACAGAAGAAACUGGAACAACUGAAUCAGGAACAAAAAGAUCAGGAUCUAUGGAUUCAGAAACGGAAGAGUGAACAAGGUCUACUCACUGGACAGAAGAAUCUGGAACAAUUGAAUCAGGAACAAAAGAAACAGGUUCUAUGGAUUCAGAGACGGAAGAGUAAAGAAGGUCGUCUACUCACUGGACAGAAGAAACUGGAACAAAAAGAUCAGGAUCUAUGGAUUCAGAAACGGAAGAGUGAAGAAGGUCUACUCACUGGACAGAAGAAACUGGAACAACAGAAACAGGAACAAAAGAAACAGGAUCUAUGGAUUCAGAAACGGAAGAGUGAACAAGGUCUACUCACUGGACAGAAGAAACUGGAACAACAGUCUAAGGAACAAGAGAAAAAGUGGCGCAUGCGCAAUGAGCUAGUGGAAUUGGUGGAUUUGUUUCCAACCCUGGUGGAACUGGCUGGGUUUGAACCAUUGGAGAGGUGUUCAACUGGUGAAAAGCAGCAAUUGCUCUGCACUGAGGGAAACAGUUUGGUGCCUCUCUUGCUUCAGGAGAACAGUGUCAAUCCGACGACAGCAAAGUGGAAACGAGCAGCAUUCAGCCAGUACCCGCGUCCCGGCCUCUACCCUAUGCUUAAACCGAACAGCGACCGUCCUCGAUUAUCCGAAAUUGCCGUCAUGGGCUACACAAUGCGCACCGACCGCUAUCGCUACACCGAAUGGGUGCGUUUCAAGCCGAACGGCUCUAUUCUCAGCACAAUCUCGAAUCGGUACUCUAUUCAUGAAAAUAUAUCAAAUGGUUCCUCUUCCUCUAUUCAUGAAAAGACAUCUAAUGGUUCCUCUGAUCCUGAAGUGGUGUCCUCUAUUCAUGAAAAGACAUCUAAUGGUUCCUCUUAUCCUGAAGUGGUGUCCUCUAUUCAUGAAAAGACAUCUAAUAGUUCCUCUGAUCCUGAAGUGGUGUCCUCUAUUCAUGAAAAACAUCUAAUGGUUUCUCUGAUCCUGAAGUGGUGUCCUCUAUUCAUGAAAAUACAUCUAAUGGUUCCUCUUAUCCUGAAGUGGUGUACUUUAUUCAUGAAAAGACAUCUAAUAGUUCCUCUGAUCCUGAAAUGGAUGAGCUCUGAUUGGUCCUCUGCUGCCAAACUGGGACCUGAUUGGUCCUCUACUCCUGAGAUGAGCUCUGAUUCGUCCUCUACUCCUGAGAUGAGCUCUGAUUCGUCCUCUGCUGCCAAACUGGGCCCUGAUUGGUCAGUGGUGUACGCUUGUGAGUUGUAUGACCACGCAAUUGACAGUGAGGAGAGUAUUAAUUUGGCUGACAGACCUCAGCUGGCUGCAUUGAGGCGUCAGUUGAGUGAGCAGUUGAGGCGCGGUUGGAGAGGAAGUCAGUGAAAGAGAGAUAUAUGCAGACUGAUAAUGAAAGAGAAAGACAGAGUGAUGAUGGUGAGGCACGACUAGAGAGGCGGUUCGUCUACUCGGUCAGAGAGGAUUAGUUUAGAAGGAGAGGGUAAAGAAUAAAAGAGAGAGAGAGAGAUACUGGCCC
This is a messenger RNA of Nilaparvata lugens (brown planthopper), 2032 nucleotides long. RefSeq lists its product as uncharacterized. Gene Ontology annotation, molecular function: iduronate-2-sulfatase activity. The record is from RefSeq and is a predicted model, not a curated record. The transcript is spliced from 6 exons. Lineage: Eukaryota; Metazoa; Arthropoda; Insecta; Hemiptera; Delphacidae. Bases 1 to 1881 code for a protein of 626 amino acids.